Messenger RNA from Charadrius vociferus (killdeer), 3687 nucleotides. RefSeq names its product calcium channel, voltage-dependent, alpha 2/delta subunit 2 (gene CACNA2D2). Gene Ontology annotation, biological process: retrograde vesicle-mediated transport, Golgi to endoplasmic reticulum. Bases 1 to 3687 code for a protein of 1228 amino acids. Lineage: Eukaryota; Metazoa; Chordata; Aves; Charadriiformes; Charadriidae. The record is from RefSeq and is a predicted model, not a curated record. Gene Ontology annotation, molecular function: voltage-gated calcium channel activity. The transcript is spliced from 36 exons. Gene Ontology annotation, cellular component: voltage-gated calcium channel complex; membrane.
AUGCAGUACUGGGCCAGGAGGCUGGAGCAGGAGAUUGAUGGAGUGAUGAGGAUAUUUGGUGGAGUCCAACAGCUCAGAGGGAUCUACAAUGAGAAUAGAAACCUGUUUGAAGUCAAGGAGAAUGUGCCCAGGAAAUUAGUGGAGAAGGUUGCAGGAGACAUUGAGAGCCUCUUGGCCAAGAAAGUCCGUGCUUUAAAGAGACUGGCCAAUGCGGCGGAGAAGUUCCAGAAGGCUCACCACUGGCAGGACAACAUCCGGGAGGAAGACAUUGAGUACUACGACUCCAAGGCUGACACCGAAUACGAUGAUCCCGACGGAGAAGAGAUCGAGAGGGAGAAGUCCAACUCCUUGAAGCUGGAGUUCACCGAUGAUGCCAACUUCAAGACCAAAGUUAACUAUUCGUACGCUGCCGUGCAGAUCCCCACGGACAUCUACAAAGGCUCCACUCCGUGGAGAGCCCCCAAUAAGAUCGACCUCUACGACGUGCGCAGGCGGCCCUGGUACAUCCAAGGCGCCUCCUCCCCGAAGGACAUGGUCAUCAUUGUGGACGUGAGUGGCAGCGUGAGCGGCCUCACCCUCAAGCUGAUGAAGACCUCGGUCUAUGAGAUGCUGGACACCCUCUCAGAUGAUGACUACGUCAAUGUGGCCUCGUUCAACGAGAAGGCAAAGCCGGUGUCGUGCUUCAAGCACCUGGUGCAGGCCAACAUCCGGAACAAGAAGGUCUUCAAGGAGGACGUGCAGGGGAUGGUGGCCAAGGGCACGACGGACUACAAGGCUGGCUUUGAGUACGCCUUCGACCAGCUGCAAAACUCCAACAUAACGCGUGCCAACUGCAACAAGAUGAUCAUGAUGUUCACGGAUGGCGGCGAGGACCGGGUGCAGGACGUCUUUGAGAAGUACAACUGGCCCAAUAAGACGGUGCGGGUCUUCACCUUCUCCGUUGGGCAGCACAACUAUGACGUGACCCCGCUGCAAUGGAUGGCCUGCGCCAACAAAGGUUACUACUUCGAAAUUCCCUCCAUUGGUGCCAUCCGCAUCAACACGCAGGAGUACCUGGAUGUGCUGGGCAGACCCAUGGUGCUGGCCGGGAACCGAGCCAAGCAGGUUCAGUGGACCAAUGUCUAUCAGGAUGCCCUGGGGCUGGGCCUGGUGGUGACGGGCACGUUGCCGGUGUUCAAUCUGACGGAGGACAGCAGUGACAGGAAGAACCAGCUCAUCCUGGGCGUGAUGGGGAUCGACGUGGCUCUCAACGAUAUCAAGAGGCUGACACCGCGAUACAACCUGGGGGCAAACGGUUACGUCUUCGCCAUCGACCUGAACGGCUACGUCCUGCUGCACCCCAACCUGCAGCCCCAGGUGAUCAGUUGGGGGGAGCCGGUGACGCUGGACUUCCUGGAUGCUGAGCUGGAGGACGAGAACAAGGAGGAGAUCCGGAGAAGCAUGAUUGAUGGGAACGACGGGCAGAGGUUCAUCAAGACCCUCAUCAAGUCCCUGGACGAGCAAUACAUCGAUGAGGUGUUCAGGACCUACACGUGGGCCCCCAUCAAGAGCACCAACUACAGCCUGGGGCUGGUUCUGCCUCCUUACAGCACCUACUACAUCCAGGCCAACCUCAGCGACCAGAUCCUGCAACCAAGGUGCUGGCAGCACGGCUGGCGCCUGCCCCGCCGUCCCCGGGGGAGAACUGACCUUGCCUUUUCCAUCCCCGCGAACGACAAACCUUGUCCCCCAAACCCCAGAGAGUAUUGCAAAGACCUCGACUUGUCGGAUAACAACACCGAGUUCCUGGAAAACUUUAUUGCCCUCAUGGAAAAGGUGACCCCAGACUCCAAGCAGUGCGACAACUUCCUCCUGCACAACCUGAUCCUGGACACGGGCAUCACGCAGCAGCUGGUGGAGCGGGUCUGGAAGGACCAGGACCUCAACACGUACAGCCUCCUGGCUGUCUUCGCAGCCACUGAUGGGGGCAUCACCCGUGUCUUCCCUAACAAAGCUGCAGACGACUGGGAGGAGGAACCAGAGCCCUUCAACGCCAGCUUCUACCGGAGGAGCCUGGACAACAAGGGCUACAUCUUCAAGCCGCCCUACCGGGAUGCCGGCUACCGGGGACUGGACCUGGAGAACAACACCAUCGGGAUCCUGGUGAGCACAGCCGUGGAGCUCAGCAUCGGGGGCAAGACGCUGAAGCCAGCAGUGGUGGGGGUGAAGCUGGACCUGGAGGCCUGGGCUGAGAAGUUCAAAGUGCUGGCGAGCAACCGGACGGACCGCGACCAGCUGGGCGCCCGCCGGUGCGACCCCUCGACCAGCUGCGAGAUGGACUGCGAGGCCAACAACAAGGACCUCAUCUGCGUGCUCAUCGAUGAUGGGGGCUUCCUGGUGCUUUCCAACCAGGAGGACCACUGGUACCAGGUGGGCAAGUUCUUCAGCGAGGUGGAUGCCAACCUGAUGUCUGCCCUAUACAACAACUCCUUCUACGCCCGCAAGGAGUCCUACGACUUCCAGUCCGUCUGCGCUCCCGAGGCCCAGAGCAACACGGGUGCCGCACCCCGCGGCGUCUUCGUGCCCACCGUGGCCGAUCUACUGAACCUUGCCUGGUGGACCUCAGCCGCAGCUUGGUCCCUCUUCCAACAGUUCCUGUACGGCCUCACCUACAGCAGCUGGUUCCAGACGGAGGAGGUGGCGGGGGACAGCAUGGAGGCCAGGGAGACGAGCUGCAUCAUGAAGCAGACGCAGUACUACUUCAGCACCGUCAAUGCCACCUACAACGCCAUCAUCGACUGCGGCAACUGCUCCAGGCUCUUCCAUGCGCAGAGGCUGGCCAACACCAACCUGCUCUUCGUGGUGGCUGACAAGCCCCUCUGCAGCCAGUGCGAGUCUGUCAAGCUGCUGCAGGCAGGGGGAAGAGGCGGUGGCUGCGUCAUUGCGCGGCUGCUGGUCUUCUUCGCGGUGGUGAACAUCUCGGUGGGGCUCCUGGGGGCCCUCGCCUACUUCCUCACCUACGUGGCCUCCUUCCAUCUCGCCUACCUGUUCGCCAUCCGCAUCCACGGCGGGCUGGGCUUCCUCGGGGGAGUCUUGGUGGCCCUCAAGCAGACGAUGGGGGACAGCACCGUCCUGAAGGUGCCCCAGGUCAGAAUGAAGGCUGUCCCCAUGCUCCUGCUCCUUCUCCUGGCUCUGCUGCGGCUCGCCACCCUCAUCGAGAGCAAUGUACUGGCCUCGUACGGCUUCGGGCUCCUCUCCAGUUGGGUCUAUCUCCGUUUCUACCAGCGGCACAGUAGAGGCCGUGGAGACAUGUCCGACCACUUUGCCUUCGCCACUUUCUUCCCCGAGAUCCUGCAGCCCGUGGUGGGUCUGGUGGCCAACCUGGUGCACGGCAUCCUGGUGAAGGUGAAGGUCUGCCGCAAGACAGUCAAACGCUACGAUGUGGGCGCCCCGUCGUCCAUCACCAUCAGCCUGCCAGGAACGGACCCCCAGGACGCCGAGAGGAGAAGGCAGCUGGCCCUGAAGGCGCUGAAUGAGCGGCUGAAGCGCGUGGAGGACCAGGCAGCCUGGCCUAGCAUGGAGGACGACGAGGAGGAAGCGGCGGCAAAGGCUGACACCCCACUGCUGCCUGACCCCGGCACAGCCGGGAAGGGCGCCGGCCAAGAGUCCAGCCUCAUCACCUUCCAGGAUGCCCCAUCCCAGCUGUGA